AUGCCUCCCCGCCGUGCUCACCACCUACUUCAGCUUCCAUGCCCGGCUCCAGGCUGCGCACGCUGGUUUCGAAACCAAUCAGGUCUCACUCAACACAGGCGUUCACUCCACCCAAAUAUACCUGCUCCAGGACCUCCUCAACCAUCCCGGUCACCAUCCCACCCUCGAGAUUUCUCACCACCACCUCCGGAUUUCUCACCGCCUCCUCGGGAUUUCUCACAACCUCCCCAGCCAUCACCUCCUAUGCCCUCUGAACCAACUCAUGAGGAUUCGGACAACGCUGACGCAGAAUUUACCGAUUCAAGACGACCAUGCACGGCUGAUGGAGAAUUUCUGCCACAUGGCGCCCCUCCAACUCCCAUGCCACAAAAGGCUCCUGACGACUGGAGCCCAUAUCGCAAUAGAAUAGAAUUUGAGGCGGCUGAGUUUGCGUUCAAAAAAUGCCAUAUGUCUGCCAAAAACCUGGAUUUCUUAUGUGAUUUAAUGGCCGCAACUCUCGUGAAACACCGCGAUGUCCCUCCAUUCGCCGAUCAUAAAGAUCUCCACAAUGUCAUAGAUGCGACACAGCUUGGUGAUGUCCCCUGGCAAUCUUUCUCGGUUCAGUACACAGGAGAACGCCCUGAGGUUGUCCUGCCAUGGAUGGAUGAUGAAUUUGAUGUCUGGUAUAGGGACCCUCGCGCGAUGGCGCACAACAUACUAGCCAACCCCACCUUCAAAGAUGAAAUCGACUAUACGCCAUUUCGUGAAUACGAUGCAUCGGACAAGACGCGCCGUUGGAAAGACUUCAUGUCUGGAGACUGGGCAUGGAAACAAUCAGACAUCAUAUCAAAAGAUCCAGAGACGCAUGGAUCUGCGUUAGUCCCAAUCAUUCUCGGUAGUGAUAAGACUACCGUUUCUGUGGGCACUGGUAACAACGAGUACUAUCCCCUCUAUGCCUCGAUCGGCAAUGUACGCAACAGUGUACGGCGUGCUCACCGCGAUGCUCUUGUCAUAAUCGGUUUCCUCGCCAUACCCAAAACUGACAAGAAGCAUUCAAAAGAUGAUGCGUUUCGGAUAUUUCGUCGCCAGCUAUUCCACAGCUCGCUAUCUGCCAUUCUCUCUAGCUUGAAAUCCGCAAUGACCGAAUACGAAGUUGUGCGCUGUGGAGAUGGACAUUUUCGGCGCAUUAUAUACAGUCUAGGACCCUACAUCGCGGAUUACGAGGAACAACUAGUGCUAUCCUGUAUUGUUAAGCAUUGGUGCCCGAAAUGUAUUGCAGUUCGAACGAACCUCGACAAUGGUGGCAUGGAUCGCUGUCGUGAGCACACUGAGUUCCUUAUUGGUGAGCUACAUGGGGAUGUAUUAUGGGAUGAAUUCGGUAUCAUUGGUGAUCUCGUUCCCUUUACGAACGACUUCCCCCGAGCAGAUAUCCACGAGUUACUGUCAUUCGACCUCCUCCAUCAGCUCAUCAAAGGUGCUUUCAAAGACCAUCUCGUCGACUGGGUAGCAAAGUACCUCAAGGCUGUGCACGGGACCAGGCGGGCGGAGGAGAUUAUGAGCGACAUAGAUCGCAGAGUCGCUGCUGCACCAUCAUUUUCUGGUCUACGACGAUUUCCUCAAGGCCGCGACUUCAAACAGUGGACGGGUGAUGAUUCGAAAGCGCUCAUGAAGGUCUUUCUUCCAGCUAUUGAAGGCCAUGUGCCUGGAGAUAUGGUUCGCGCAUUUCGCGCAUUGUUAGAAUUUUGUUAUCUUGCGCGGCGCGAUGUUGUCACCGAAGAUACCCUGAACCAGAUGCAAGAUGCACUUCACCGGUUCCAUCGCUAUCGCCAGAUAUUUGAUCUCGUUGUUCCUACCUUCUCACUCCCUCGCCAGCACUCAAUGAUUCAUUAUACGGACAUGAUUCGACUUUUCGGUGCCCCGAACGGACUAUGCUCGUCAAUCACAGAAUCAAAACAUAUCAAGGCUGUAAAGGAGCCUUGGCGUUGGUCAAGCAGGCAUAAUGCUCUUGGUCAGAUGCUUGUAACCAAUCAACGCCUUGACAAGCUUGCAGCAUCCCGCGCUGUCCCUCCUAUUGCACCACAGCCAGAUGCCCAUGCCAUUGAACCGCAACCAGACAUCGAUAUCGAUGACGGUGAGGUAGUUGAUGGUCCAACAGUACUUGGUUAUGUAGUGCUUGCCAAAACUCCUCAACGAAAACGGGCGCGAACAGUAGCGGCGUUAGCACACGAAGUUGCUGUUCCAGAUCUGCGACGCCUCAUUCGACACUUUUUGUUCACUCAGCUCAACCAAGAUGAUCCCUGCGAUCCUGCAGAUGUCCCAACUGGUAGCUUGCCUCGGCAUGAAGGCAAGCUCCAGGUCUUCAAUUCUGCUGCCGCAACCUUCUUUGCUCCCAGCAAUCUGAGUGGUACUGGUGGCAUGCGACGGGAACAUAUCCGUGCAUGUCCACUCUGGAGAAACGAGUACCCGCGCAAUGACUGUGUGUUCAUCGACACUGAUUCGGACGCUCAAGGCAUGCGAGGACUCGAAGUUGCGAGAAUUGUAUGCUUCUUUUCUUUCAAGCACAACUGGGAAUUUGAGAAGAUUGAUGAUUGUGCUGACGAAGACACUGGCAUGUGGAUGGUCCGUCCCAGUUUCCACGAGGGUGGUUCCCGGAACCUUGCUGUUAUUCAUAUCGAGAUGGUGUUCCGUGCAGCACACCUGAUACCUAUGUACGGUUCGGAGUACAUCCCUCACGACCUUAAGUUCUACCAUUCCAUUGAUUGUUUCCGCUCAUUUUAUGUCAACAAGUUCGCUGAUCAUCAUGCGUUCGAGAUAGCCUCCUGA
Suillus fuscotomentosus is the source of this 2802-nucleotide messenger RNA. RefSeq lists its product as uncharacterized. The transcript has 10 exons. NCBI's taxonomy places the organism in Eukaryota, Fungi, Basidiomycota, Agaricomycetes, Boletales, Suillaceae. The record is from RefSeq and is a predicted model, not a curated record. The coding region runs from base 1 to 2802 and encodes 933 amino acids.